AUGGACGAGUUUUUGCAUCAAGCUAUUCAUUCAAUUGAAUUCGUCUUGGGUUGUGUCUCUCAUACAGCGUCCUAUCUUCGAUUAUGGGCUCUUAGCCUUGCUCAUGCUCAGUUAUCUGAAGUUCUAUGGGAUAUGGUCCUGAUCCGUGGCUUAUCGGCUGGAGGAAAUCUCAUUACGUCUUACAGCAUGUCUUAUGUGGCACUCAGGAUGAUGAAGGGUUAUGGAACAGCCUGUCUACUGUCUCUGUCCCCGGGAGGACCAGGUAUUCUUCUUCUUUGCCGUGAUGUCGUUAUCGAUCCUAGUGAUUAUGGAAGGAUUGUCGGCAUUUUCUACAUGCGCUCCGACUACAUUGGGUUGAAUUCCAGUCCAAGUUCUAUCCAAGGUGCUGGACAAGCCUUCCGUCCAUACUCGCUGCAAGAAUGCCUAGAAACCGCUCAGCAUUUGUCAGAGGUCACCGAAGACGUGAAAAAUAGCGUA
Ostertagia ostertagi is the source of this 477-nucleotide messenger RNA. The record is from the annotation of a GenBank genome assembly. Lineage: Eukaryota; Metazoa; Nematoda; Chromadorea; Rhabditida; Trichostrongylidae.